AUGGCACUAAGAGCUGAUAUGGUGCCAAUGGUGGAGAUGUUUGUGAAGUAUAAAACCACUAUCAAAACCCCCGGCAUAGAUGGAGUCUUGAAGAUGAGCCUGGAUGAAUUCGAAUUCGUUCCCAUUGAUCCCACUUCGAGUUCUCGAUUCCGGUCUCCUUUUAAAUCAAUUCAAAGCCAUAGAUGCUCCAAUGAAGGACCAAAUAACCCUGCUUUGCUAAAUUUGAUCAAGAAUAAAGGAUGUGGUGGAUAUAUUUUUGAAUUCGAGUCAUUCAGAUCCAGGGAUAUAUGUCGAGAGUUCGUCUGUAAGCAUAUAGGUAUUCCCAAAAAGAGUUGUCAAGUAUCUGCUAUUGGGAAAGCGGGUCAUUCUCAAGAAUUGAGUCUUACAAGAAAGAGAAAGCAGCAAGUGGGAUUAACAAGUUCUUUGAUUUCGCACAGAAUUAACCCGGUAACUGAUGGUCUGACAAACAAAGUCUCAUUCAAAUUGACACCAGAAAUCAUACAUCAGAUCUUUGCUGAGAAACCAGCAGUUUGUCAGGCAUUUCUUACCAAUGUACCACACAAGAUCUCAGAGAAAGACUUCUGGGCUAAGUUCUGCAGAGCUGAAUAUCUUCUUUGUACCAAAAAUGUCCAAGUUGCUGCUGCAGAAGCAGCUGAUGAUGAGGAGCUUGCUAUUUUCUUCAAACAGGAUGAUAUACUUACUAAUGAAGCGCUUAAUAAGAUCAGAAAGGUGGAUGCUACAAUAGACUUAUAUGCUGAUCAAGCAGAUCACGGACGUACUCGUGAUGGUAACACGGAAUACUAUGACCAUACUGACUUAUACAAAAGGAAUAUUUUACAAGAGAUCAAUCGCCAUGGGGCAGUUGUACUAAAAGGCACCCCUAAAGAUUUAAAGGUAGGAGACACACUGAGUGUGGCGAAGGGACUUGCAAGAAUUCAACAAGUGCAAUUAAUUGAUCAUGAAGCAUCAGAAGAGCGGAAGAAUAGAAUUUCCAGAAUGACAGAGAUUGAGGAUCUUCGAGCACAUGAUGAACCUCUACUAGCACUACUUGGUAUUGACAACCAUAGAGACUAUUUCUGCCAACAACAAGCUAAUGCAUUCAGAACUAGUCACAGCUACACACAGGAAGCUUAUUCUUGUAUCAAGGAAUCGAUUUCUCACAUUAAAUCUGUAGGAUUAUAUGAUUCUAUGAUCAAGUCUGAACUUGCCAUAAAGGUAAUGCAGACAACAGAGUAA
Messenger RNA from Spinacia oleracea (spinach), 1236 nucleotides. Its product is annotated as general transcription and DNA repair factor IIH subunit TFB1-1. Gene Ontology annotation, biological process: DNA-templated transcription; nucleotide-excision repair. The transcript has a single exon. Gene Ontology annotation, cellular component: transcription factor TFIIH core complex. Bases 1 to 1236 code for a protein of 411 amino acids. The record is from RefSeq and is a predicted model, not a curated record. NCBI's taxonomy places the organism in Eukaryota, Viridiplantae, Streptophyta, Magnoliopsida, Caryophyllales, Amaranthaceae.